Cylindrotheca closterium is the source of this 855-nucleotide messenger RNA. The record is from the annotation of a GenBank genome assembly. NCBI's taxonomy places the organism in Eukaryota, Bacillariophyta, Bacillariophyceae, Bacillariales, Bacillariaceae.
AUGAACUCUAUCAGCUACAGAUACUCAAGGAUCGAAGAUGACGAGCUAGUCUCGCUUAUGACAAGCCCUUUGCCGUUUUCGGCUACUAGUUCGUCUCUUUCUUCCUUGCAGCCUCUGUCUUUUGGCGAUCCAUUCGAUGACCCAGACAUGGAGCCUCUACCUCUCAGACCGCAAGGUCAAGGUAGUCAAAAUACGCCACUAACACAGUCAAUGAAAUGCGAUUGUCUUGUUCCUUCCUUUAUGGAACUCCUGGACGAAUCAGGCGUUGCAACAUCCAAAAGAAGCUCUCAGGACUGCUUCUCCUACGAUGACGCUGGAUCCUUUCAUGUGAAACGCCAACGAAGGAGCCAAAUACAAAUGGCCAAUGAUGAAAAGAGUACAGCUCGGUUUCGUCCCUAUCAAGAGAAGCAAUGGCGAGCCCAGUUCCGAAAGCUCGUCCAAUACAAGCUUGCACAUGGACACUGCUGUGUUCCUCAUUCUCACCAAGAAGAUCCUAUCCUAGCCCGAUGGGUCAAGAGACAAAAAUACCAAUACAAGAAGUCCAAAGAUAACGAUCCUACCUCUACGAUGACCACUCGUCGGAUCCAAGAGCUUGAGUCUAUUGGCUUCAUAUGGCAAUCGCAUGCUUCCGCAUGGCAAGAGAAGCUCAUUGAGCUCAAGGUCUUCAAGCAAAGAACUGGCCACUGCAACGUCCCUUCUCACCAUCAAGAGAAUCUUGGACUCUCCACUUGGGUAAAAUGUCAACGUCGACAAUACAAGCUCUACAACAGAGGGGCCCCAUCGAGCUUGACAAUGAAACGCUACCUUGUCUUGCAAUCAUUGGGGUUUGUGUUUGAACCUCAACUAUCUAAAUAA